Messenger RNA from Guyanagaster necrorhizus, 1430 nucleotides. RefSeq lists its product as uncharacterized. Gene Ontology annotation, biological process: chromatin remodeling. The record is from RefSeq and is a predicted model, not a curated record. NCBI's taxonomy places the organism in Eukaryota, Fungi, Basidiomycota, Agaricomycetes, Agaricales, Physalacriaceae. Gene Ontology annotation, cellular component: Ino80 complex. Bases 24 to 1214 code for a protein of 396 amino acids. The transcript is spliced from 5 exons.
UCUAAGACUUGAAAUUUCCCACCAUGCGGCGCAAUGAGGUUGAGGAUGAGGUCGACAUGGAAGGUGCUGACUACGACGCUGAGCGCUACGAAGCCGAUUCUCCCGAGGAAGAGGAUGGCGAUGAGCCGGAGGAGGAAGAUGAAGACGACCAAGUCGGUGUUACUGUUCUAGAUGAGGACGUUCAAUCCAACGAUGACGACGUCAUUGUAGAAGAAGAGGAGGAUGACCAGCUUAGCAAUACUUCGUCGCAGCCGGCACAAUCAUCGCGGCUCAAGAUCAAGUUGAAGCUUCCCACUGUGCCGAGCUCAACGUCCAACACAGCUACACCAGCACCGGAAGAAUAUCAUCAUCCACCCAAACGAUCCUCUGCACGAACAAGGAGGAUAGUACCAGAUUCCUACCUUGAAAGCUCAGAAGAUGAAGAUAAUAACGAUGACGAUGAUGAGAGGUCUAUGUCACCUGAAUCUGAGUCGACACCUCAAGUUAUUCCUUCGAAGAAGCGUCUCACGUCAAGGCAGGCCGUUUUAGCCAACGUAGUUGACUCUUCGCAUGUUUCUUUGGAUGGUGACACUGCAAUAUCCGUAGGCAAGGGUAGAAAAAAGCAACUCAAUGAGACCGAGUUAGCCUUGCGUCGGGAAGAGACAGCCAGGAAGAGGAAGAAUCUUUCUGAGAAAAAGCUAGAGGAUGAAAAGGUUGAAACUAUUAACCGACUGCUCAAAAAACAAACACGUCCACGGGGGGGUAAACGCAACGGAACCACUACUGGCACAGGUACUCCCUCCGGAGUCAAGGCCCAGAACGACAGUGAUGAAGAGGCCAUGGAGGUGGAGGGAAGUACAGAGGAGCCUCCACCUGCGCCUAUAAUACCCGUCAUGUACCGAUGGAUAUCCUCAUCCUGGCCUCUCCAAGUUGAUUCUAGUCCUGGAGCCGAAGAUAAAGUGGACGUCGACGACACUGUAUCAGAGGAGAAGAUGGAUAUUGAUGGUGUGGUAGGGAGGGAGAAAAAUGAUGGUAAUGAAGAAGGGAAGAUGAUCUUGACGUUCUCAGUUCCGCCGUCUUUACUGCCGGAGGGCGCACCUCGCCCUCCGGCACCGCCAAGGCCAAUACCGAAAUGCAAUGUGGAGGGUUGCAAACUCAAUAGAAAGUAUAGGCUCGUUAGAAACUGGGAUAUGGGAGCUUGUGGGAUGGCCCAUCUGAAGCUACUGCAGGCUUGAUGGUUAAUUGGCGGUGGACUGCUGUUUAUUGGUAUAAUCCCGGUAUGUUUAUUUGUUGCAUGAUUUGAUGAAUGUUCAAAAUCGUUGGUACGCCCAACUAAAAGGAGCGCUUCUUAGAACAGCGCUAGAUUCAUACAGAUAAGUAGGCGAAGAUAGUCCAAAUUUUGAUGUAAAUGAUACAUUGACAAUAGAAAGAAAAUGGAAAGCUACUCUCCC